AUGCCCCAGGAAAUCUCCGACAUCAAGCAGUUUAUCGAGGUCUGCCGCCGCAAGGAUGCGUCCUCUGCUCGCAUCAAGCGCAACCCCAAGGACCAUGAGAUCAAGUUCAAGGUCCGCUGCUCUCGCUUCGUCUACACUCUUGUCCUGAAGGACUCCGACAAGGCCGACAAGCUCAAGCAGAGCCUGCCCCCUGCUCUGAAGGUUGUCGAUGUCUCCAAGGGUGACAAGAAGAAGGCGCUGUAA
Molecule: messenger RNA, 243 nt
Organism: Aspergillus sclerotioniger CBS 115572
Lineage: Eukaryota; Fungi; Ascomycota; Eurotiomycetes; Eurotiales; Aspergillaceae
Product: 60S ribosomal protein eL38
Exons: 3
Coding region: 1-243 (80 amino acids)
Biological process (GO): protein-RNA complex assembly; translation
Cellular component (GO): cytosolic large ribosomal subunit; ribosome
Molecular function (GO): structural constituent of ribosome
Source: RefSeq, a predicted model, not a curated record